UAUAGUGGAAACAAAUUACACAGAAAGAGAGAGUGAGAGAUGCAAGGCCACAGUCAACAGAGCAAAAAGACACAUAAUGACCAUGACAUACCGAACAGCUACAAAGAGACACAAACCAAUAAUAAAGAGAUGCAAAAUGACUUGAAAUUGAAACAGAUUUGAUGUUAAAUCUUAAAUUUAUUCAAAACAUCCAGAAAGGGAAUCAAGUGAACUAUAAAUAAUAGUAAAAUAUCCAGAAAGAGAUUGAAAACAGACACAAAAACAUCAACUACAAAGACUCAUAGUACAAAUUUUGUGGUAGUAAUUCUUGUGUGUCUCUUUUCUGUCUUUGCGUCUUGCCUCCAUGCAGGACAGAUGGUGUCCUGGGCCCCUUUGUCUCAAUCUCUGGUCCCUCCACCAAAAAAAAGGGGCGAGGUGUAGUAACGUUGUCUGCCACUAGAGGGCGCUAAUGGCCCGGAUGUAUAUUGAUACGCGUAUUACGGGGAUGGCCUUGAUUGAAUACGUAUGAACAUUACUCACUUUUCUUUGUGGACUCGAGAGUAUACACGCGAGGACCACGCCGCGCUUUGACUCACUCCACCACGGCACUCCUCGUGGCCCGGCCAGAGCAUCCGACCUCUCACCGGAUAAAAGACCGGCGACACCAGACCGGCGACAGAGGGACGGGGGUGAAUCGACCGUGAGCUUCGCCUGAAGAGGAAAAAGAAGAAGAAGGAAAAAAGAGGACGAAGAAAUAACCGAGUUCAGCAUGUCUGGAGUUAAGAAGAGAAACUCGAAUUCGUCGGCGGACAGGGAAGAAGAGGAUAAGCAGGCGAGGGAGAAGAUGCUCUCCGGCGGGGACAAGGGGUGCUCCGACCUGGAUGGGACCGGGGCCGCAGUGGGAGAGGCACCGGGGAAAGGGAUCGUCCUGGAGAGGAACAUCACCCUGCUGAACGGCGUGGCCAUCAUCGUGGGCACCAUCAUCGGCUCGGGCAUCUUCGUGUCCCCGACCGGGGUGGUGAGGGAGGCCGGCUCGGUGGGUGUAUCCCUGAUAGUGUGGGCAGUGUGCGGGGUGUUCUCCACCGUGGGAGCCCUGUGCUACGCGGAGCUGGGGACCACCAUCACCAAGUCCGGGGGGGACUAUGCCUACAUCCUGGAGGUGUACGGCCCCCUGCUAGCUUUCCUCAAACUCUGGAUCGAGUUGCUCAUCAUCCGCCCGUCCUCGCAGUACAUCGUCGCCUACGUGUUCGCCACCUACCUCCUGAAGCCCAUCUUCCCCGUGUGCCCGGUGCCCGAGAACGGGGCCAAGCUGGUGGCCUGUCUCUGCAUCCUCUUGUUGACUUUCGUGAACUGCUACAGCGUGAAGGCAGCCACCAGAGUCCAGGACUUCUUUGCCGCCGCCAAGCUUCUGGCCCUCGGACUCAUCAUCAUUAUCGGCUUCGUCAAGAUUGGCCAAGGUGAGACGGAGGACCUUCUUCCAGAGAAUUCCUUCAAAGGGUCCAAGAAGGAUUUUGGCAGCAUCGGCCUGGCGCUGUACAGCGGCCUGUUUGCCUACGGUGGCUGGAACUACUUGAAUUUUGUUACUGAGGAGAUGAUUGACCCUUACAAGAACCUUCCUCGCGCCAUCAUCAUCUCCCUGCCCAUCGUGACGGCCGUGUACGUCCUCACCAACCUGGCUUAUUUCACCACCCUCUCCCCCGAUCGGAUGCUCAACUCGGAGGCUGUGGCCGUGGAUUUCGGUGACUGUCACCUGGGCCCCAUGGCGUGGAUCAUCCCCGUGUUCGUGGGUCUGUCCUGCUUCGGAUCAGUCAACGGUUCUCUGUUCACGUCGUCCAGGUUAUUCUUUGUGGGCUCUCGGGAAGGUCACCUGCCCAGCCUGCUGUCAAUGAUCCACCCGUCGCUGCUGACCCCGCUCCCCUCACUUAUAUUCACCUGUGUGAUGACUCUUCUCUACGCCUUCUCCAACGACAUCUUCUCCGUCAUAAACUUCUUCAGCUUCUUCAACUGGCUCUGCAUCGCCAUGGCGAUCAUCGGGAUGAUGUGGCUCCGUUAUAAGAAGCCCCAUCUGGAGCGGCCGAUCAAGGUUAACAUUCUGCUGCCGGUGAGUUUCGUUCUGGCCUGCUUCUUCCUCAUCGUCGUCUCCAUCCUUAAGACGCCGUUGGAGUGCGGCAUCGGCUUUGGCAUCAUCGCCACCGGGCUUCCAGUCUACUUCAUCGGGGUGUGGUGGCAGAACAAACCCAAGUGGCUGCUGAAUGGAAUCUUCUCUACCACGGCCUUCUGUCAGAAGAUGAUGGAGGUUGUGCCACAGGAGUCGUAGAAGGGCCUCUCACUUCAGACGCUGGUUAUUCAGAUCACACAAACACUGACCUCUGAGCUCGGGGCACCACAACAGAUGAAGCUUGUUCUCUGCUGAACCAUUUUCACUCCACACUCUCUCUUUCUUCCUUCCUAUCUCCCCCCACGCCCUGUCUGCAAGGAUGCAGAUAAGGACCUAACGAAAGCAUCUGAAGUGAUGCUGUCUUUACUUUGUCAUGUUACUGAUAUUUUUUUGGGGCGGGGGGGUUAUUUGACUAUGUUUAGUCACUACCAUUUGUAGAUUUCUAUGCGUUUUUAUUUCUGUUUUUCGUUUUUUAUGUAAAUACGUUCCAUGUCUUUCUCAGUAGGAACCUGUUGUAUUUAGCAUGUCGUGCCUUAUGCGGCAAAUGAAGUGUCAUCUGCAGUGGCCGUUACAGCUGUGAGUUUUAAGACCAUUUAGGAGUUUAUUUUCGUUGUGAAACAGGGUUUAAUAGCUGCCAGGAUUUUUUUAUGAAGAUAUUUCAUUAUUUUUGUCCUCCAGUCGUUACAUUUCUCUGGUUUUAACGUCGCUGCCGUCACCACUGCUGACGAAUGCAUUCCAUCAAUUUAUUUUGUGUGUAUUUAUAUAUAUAUAUAUAUAUAGAUAUAUAUAUAUAUAUUCACCAUCUGACUAAAGCGCUCAGAGCAAGAAUGAACUUUACACACAAGUUUUUUUCCGUUAAGUUUUUGUUCAAAGUUCGUAUUUCAUGUUUAUCUGUGUGCAGUCUACUGAUGUCGCCUCACAGGGCGUCCCUGUGUGCUGAAGUUGCGUCAUGUUGAUUUAAAAUGACAAAUUCAGACAGAGAUACCAAGACAGGGGGGGGAAAAAGUGGGUCAGAAUGUGCUACUGUUUAUUUUUUGAGGGUCAGUGAUCCUCACGUUGGCUUUGGGGAUCAAUGUGUUAGCGUACUGAGCCUGGCUCCCAGAGCGCCGUUAUCACUCCAUCACACCAAGAGUGUUUUCCGAACUUCAUACUGUCGAAACAGACAGCGACAGGUUAAAGAGAAGAGACAGAAACAAACCUGAUGGUCAUUUUUUUUAUAGUGUAGCUCAUGUGUUUGUGUGUUGCGUGACUGUCUGGGAAGCAGAUGUCGUCGUCUGACGUCUGAGAUGUCUCUCGUUACAUGAUCAUUCACGUAUGUUGUGGAGGAUCGAAAAGGGGGGGAGGAGGGGAUGAAAGGUCAAGGGGUGAGCGAGGUGGUUUGGAGCACAUUUUCCAAUAGCAGUAUGAAAUUUGAGUUUUUAUUUCUCAUCCUUCUGCUUUGUUCACUCCACAUACAGUGACGGUUUAAAAAAAAACGAGAGAGAGAAAAGUUAGUGCUGUAUUAUUAACAACGACCGCCCUCCUGGCAACGGACCAAAAGUUACCACGGUAGCAGUCUCCAUAGAGACGCGGCAUCACUGGAUGUAGGAGGGGUUAGUGUGUAUUUUUUUUUAUAGAUGUAGCCUUUUCUAACACUCCAGCCAUCGUGCACCCAACACGAUGGAAAACUAACCUGAAUAGGACAGUAGAACAUUUAUUUAUUUAUUUUUUAGGACUAUUGGAUGUUUGUUGUCAUUAGUCCCUCUAAUUUGUUUACAGGGCAUUUUGUCAGAAAAGUGCUUUAUAAAUAAAUCUUGAGUUUUUUUUCCA
Mugil cephalus (flathead mullet) is the source of this 3946-nucleotide messenger RNA. RefSeq names its product solute carrier family 7 member 5 (gene slc7a5). Gene Ontology annotation, molecular function: neutral L-amino acid transmembrane transporter activity; L-amino acid transmembrane transporter activity. Gene Ontology annotation, biological process: amino acid transmembrane transport; neutral amino acid transport. The transcript has 10 exons. Lineage: Eukaryota; Metazoa; Chordata; Actinopteri; Mugiliformes; Mugilidae. Gene Ontology annotation, cellular component: membrane. The coding region runs from base 749 to 2296 and encodes 515 amino acids. The record is from RefSeq and is a predicted model, not a curated record.